AAUGUUGACACAUUUUGCAUCGCAACAUUGAAUCAUAGCAACUUUUGCUGUAUAGCAAAUCCAACAUCAGAUCAGAUCGCGUAGUUAAUAUAUUUUUAUUUGGUUUGUGUAACUUUGCUGUUUUCUUGUGUAUAAAAACAUCUCUUUUAAAUUUUCAACAAAGAAAAACAAUUUCGAUUUCGUUAUUCGGAUACAGUGAUUCGAGUGCGCAGUUAGCUAAUAAUUGCUCCAAAUACUUUUACUAUUUUACACUGUGCACAGUGAACAUCAUGGAUGCGGAAAAGUCCAGUAGCAGCUCUUUUGAGGAUCUCUCAAACCUCAAUGAACAAGAACGAGCUGAAAUGAACUCAGAACAACAGAAGGAUCCGCCAGUCGAGCAGAAAAAUGACACUAUGGACAUUUUGGGCAAUGGAUCUCUGUUAAAAAAGGUGCUGAAAGAGGGCCAGGGCGAACGUCCAGAAAGCCGUGAUAUUGCAGUUAUUAACUUCACUGGACGCCUAGAGGAUGGUACUCUGGUGGAACAGGAGCAAAAUUAUGUGGUUCAGAUCGAUGAUGUCGAAGUGGUACAGGGUUUGGAUAUGGCUCUUAAGUUAAUGAACGUUGGUGAACAAGCGGAGGUGGUAGUAGACGCAAGGUUUGCUUAUGGUGAACAAGGGCUUAAGGAUGAGGAUCAUCCCGAACGAAAUGUUCCACCGAAUGCAAAAAUCAUCUACACAGUGGAACUGCUGUCGACUAAGGAAGAGAAUGACCUAGAGUGUAAGUCAUAUGCCGCACGAAAAGAGAUUGGUAACAAAAAACGUCUAAGGGGAAAUUUUUGGAUGAAGCGACAGGAAUAUAAUUUGGCUAUCCAAAGCUACCGGCGAGCACUGGAGUACCUAGAUGAAAGUGAAGGCGGCAUUACCAAUCCAACGUCUAGUGGAGAUUUAGAACCAACAAAUGCGGAGUUGCAAGAUCUUUUGGAAGACCGCAUGAAAGUUUAUAAUAAUUUGGCUCUUGCUCAACUCAAAAUCGCAGCAUAUGACGCGGCAUCAAAGUCUGUAGAUCAUGUACUGCAGUGUCAACCGAAUAAUGCAAAAGCAUUAUUUCGAAAAGGAAAGAUUAUGGAUGCUAAAGGCGAUACCAAAGCAGCAAUUACCCUUCUACAGAAGGCCGCCACUAUUGACGAGGACGACAAAUUGAUUCAAUCCGAACUUUCAAAACUCAUUCUCAAAUCAAAAAGAGAAGCGCGCAAUGAGAAAGACCUUUACCAAAAGAUGCUUGGCCACGCACAGAAAUUGGAGCAAAAAUCGAAAGCAACACCUAUAACCCAAAAUCGUGAAGCAUCUAAGUUCAAACUGUGGGGCUAUUUGAUGGGAUCUAUCCUGAUUGGUGUUGCCGGUGUAGCCAUCUAUCGAUAUAACAAUAAAUACUUCUAGGCGUCUGAGAGCUGAAGAACGUAAUAAUAACUAGAAAAUAGAACAAUUGGCGGUGGUUCAUAUAAACUGGUACUUUCGAGAAAAAGCUGUGCUGUUUAGAGAACGUUUUCUUUCGAGGCUAACAAGACCGAACAAAAGCAGCAUUUUAUCCCAUUUGUCCCUAUGCAUCAAAGUAAAUUGUUCGCACAUGAAUGUGUUUGAAUAUAAUUUACUUAUAUAAUCCCGGGUAUAAACAGUUUUCCAUUGUUCUAAAAUUAGAGAUGUUGAGGAAAGUGUGCAGAAGGUAUGUGUAGGGAAAGCUGGUAGUCUUUUAAGCAUUACACUCUCUUAUACUAUGAAGUAAUAGGAAAAUCAUUAAAUCAGAUUCGAGGUGACAGCAAAAACCACAAUCUUUAUUUGGAGAAUAGCAAACAGCGUGAUUCAAACGGCAUUUGUUUUAACUUUCACCACGCUCGCUUGAAUUCGGGCGCAGCUAUCUUUUUAUAUCUGACCUUGCUAAUCAAUGCGAUUUUUAUCUUAUCUACAGCGAUACAAAACCCGUCGGUUCUUUAUUUGUACUGUUGACUACAUAUUUUCUAUUAUAUUUAACGUUAGCAAUAUCUAUAAUGUAAUCGUUCUCGGCAAACGUUUUUUGUCAUUCCAACAGAUCCAGGUUAAAAAGCGUUGUGUGUGUAGAUUAUUUGUAUAAGAAAAUAAAUAUGUAUGCUUACA
Molecule: messenger RNA, 2126 nt
Organism: Wyeomyia smithii (pitcher-plant mosquito)
Lineage: Eukaryota; Metazoa; Arthropoda; Insecta; Diptera; Culicidae
Product: peptidyl-prolyl cis-trans isomerase FKBP8
Exons: 6
Coding region: 270-1415 (381 amino acids)
Molecular function (GO): peptidyl-prolyl cis-trans isomerase activity; protein binding
Source: RefSeq, a predicted model, not a curated record